Phalaenopsis equestris is the source of this 1082-nucleotide messenger RNA. RefSeq names its product protein trichome birefringence-like 12. Gene Ontology annotation, molecular function: O-acetyltransferase activity. Gene Ontology annotation, cellular component: Golgi apparatus. The transcript is spliced from 2 exons. NCBI's taxonomy places the organism in Eukaryota, Viridiplantae, Streptophyta, Magnoliopsida, Asparagales, Orchidaceae. The annotation marks the transcript as partial. The record is from RefSeq and is a predicted model, not a curated record.
AUAUUGACUUCGUGCCCUUUUUCUUAUUCAUGGAAACUCAGGUGGGGGAUUGAUAAAUUUCCAAAUGACCGACCUCUUGUCUUCUAUAAGGAUGGAAAGCCAAUAGUUCCACCUCUUGGAAUCUUAGAUGGACUUGAAUUGGUUCUUCAAAGUAUGGUAUCUUACAUCAACAAAGAAAUUCCCAAUAAUGUUGUAAAAAUUUGGCGUACCCAAUCUCCCAGGCAUUUUUAUGGUGGGGAAUGGAAUCAAAACGGGAGCUGCUUAUUCACUGAACCUCUGAAACUUGAAGAGCUUGAUUCAUGGUUUGAUCCUACAAAUAAAGGAGGAAACAAAGAAGCGAGAGAAGUGAACAUCCGCAUCGAACGAGCAAUAGAAGGCACGGGCAUUCAAUUGCUUAAUCUGACUCACCUAAGUGAGUUUAGAGCUGAUGCACAUCCAGCAAUUUGGUUAGGGAGCAAGGAUGCGGUGGCUGUAUGGGGUCAGGAUUGCAUGCAUUGGUGUCUUCCUGGCUUGCCUGAUACAUGGGUUGAUGUCUUGUCAGCUCAAAUCUUGUGCAGUUUGUAAGCAUGACAAUGAAUAUGGCGAACAUUCCAUCUAUUAUGCAAAAAUGGUAAUUCAUUCUUAUUUUGACUUGGUUUAAUUCCAUCAAGCAACCAUCAUGAGUAUAGCAGUUGUGCAGAUUGGUCCCGCACCAAAUUCAGAUUUCUGUUCGCUUGACUUCAUUUAUCUGGAUUGAUCGUAUUGUUUCUGUAUUGAAGUUUGUAGUUUCGCACUUUGCUUCACUUUGCAUGUGAAGUGCACAUUUAAAAACCAUGCUUAGUUUUCAGAUUGCUGCAGUAUGUAUUAUAGCUUAAAUUCAGCAGUGUGUAGUAUAAAUCACAAUGCAGGCAUUUAACAGGACACUGCAGUUAGUAUAAAUCACCAAUCUGCUCAAAUUUUGGAAGAGCUGUUAAACUAUUGGUUCUCUCUUACUUGGCUUCUGUCCAUUUUCUCAAGAGCUAAUUUGCAACUGUUUGGCACUGUUUCUUUUUUUUGGAAGAUUUACAUAUAUACCACUCAAUUUCUAUGUAUUUACAUAUCUA